Molecule: messenger RNA, 6613 nt
Organism: Mizuhopecten yessoensis (Yesso scallop)
Lineage: Eukaryota; Metazoa; Mollusca; Bivalvia; Pectinida; Pectinidae
Product: low-density lipoprotein receptor-like
Exons: 19
Coding region: 350-3202 (950 amino acids)
Molecular function (GO): protein binding; calcium ion binding
Source: RefSeq, a predicted model, not a curated record
AGUUUGGUAACCUUCCCAUGUUUUAUACCAAUAGAGCAUAGCCAACUGUCGAAAAGGAAGGUUCAGUGUGAAUUGUGAUCGGUGAUUUUAGUAUUUAUUCGUAUGGGAAAUAUUUUACUGCAAAUAAUGUAGAUGGACUGAAAAUAGAUGAUCACUUAUAUUUUGAAACGGCUUGUUUAAUUGAUACAACAGCGCCGUUCAGUUUCUAGAUCACCCCACAUCGUUGCCAUUCCAUCAACCGUUGCUACAUAUACGACAAGGGAGUGACCUACUGUGUGAGCAGGGAGGCUGUAUAUUCCAAAACCAGUUCGCUAGAAAAAUCCGUUAAAUUCUGAAAAGGGUUAGAAAAAUGAAGUACUUUUGCUGGCGAGUGGGACUAUUAACAUUUCUUCUGGUUAUUUCAAGAGUAGCAUAUGCUUCAGAAGACGGUAACCCAUGUCCUAAAGACCGAUUUCACUGUGGCAACAACAUUUGUAUUUCUAUGGAUUGGAAAUGUGACGGAACGUACGACUGUCAAGAAAGCCAUGCCGACGAACUCGGUUGUGAGUAUAAAGCUUGCAAAUCUGAAGAAUUCAACUGUGGAAACAACACAUUGUGUAUACCUAUCAGCUGGAAAUGUGACCAGGAUGCAGAUUGCCCAAACGGACUAGAUGAAACUGUUGAAACUUGUGCAAACCCAUGCAAAGAUGAUGAGUUUAGUUGUGGUGAUGGGAAAUGCAUUCCUAGCUUGUGGGUGUGCGAUGAAAUGAGCGACUGUUCUGAUGGCCGUGAUGAACAGACCUGUUCUGCCAAGACCUGUUCCAGCUCGGAGUUCCAAUGUACAGAUCACCAAUGUGUUGCUGGAAAUUGGCGUUGCGAUGGGGACACUGACUGUCGAGAUGGAAGUGAUGAAAUUGAUUGUUCUCCAGUUGAAGAAUGCUCUGGUGACCAUUUUAAAUGCAACAAUUCUCAAUGUCUACCUGAAAACUGGCAUUGUGAUGGUGAUCAUGACUGUGACGAUCACAGCGAUGAGUUUCGCUGUGAUAGCCUUGUACCAAAUUGCGAAAUUGAAGAGUGGAAUUGUGCUACCUCUGACCAGUGUAUUCACCUGUCCUGGCGCUGUGAUGGCGACAAUGAUUGUUUUGACGAAUCUGACGAAGUCAACUGUACUCGCACUUGUGCCAGUAACGAGUUCAAAUGUGACAACAAUCAGUGUAUCAACAGUAUUUUGCGAUGUGAUGGAGAAAAUGAAUGUGCCGAUGCAUCUGAUGAAGCAAACUGUCAAAAGACCUGUGACAACACGACUCAGUUUAGUUGCCAAACUGAAACCGGGUUUCAGUGUCUCCCUGCAGAGAAAGUGUGUGAUGGACAUAUAGACUGUUUGAAUGAUGAAGAUGAGCGGAAAUGUACAACUGGAGAACCAACCGAGUCUUCUGUUGAUCCAUGUCUGGAGCAUAAUGGUGGAUGUGCUCAAAAGUGUGUCAAGAUGUUCCGUAAUGAGUUCCGUUGUGAAUGUUUUGAUGGAUACAGAUUAGUUGGAAACAACUUCUGCGAAGAUGUUAAUGAGUGUAAACCUGAGGAUGGGAAACAGACGGUGUGUUCCCAGGGCUGCCAAAACCACAAAGGAGGGUACAAGUGUAGCUGUAUUGAAGGAUACACUCUAGAUCCCCAUGGAUUCUGUCGUGUAAAUGGUAUACGUCCUCAUCUGUUGGUGGCCAACCGCUUUGACAUCCGUACAUUGCAAGUAGACACAUGGUGGGAGCAGACUGUUCUCGAGGACCUGACCAGUGCUGUGGCAGUAGACUUUGACUAUAAUGAUGGCUACCUCUUUUGGACUGACAUCACCAAAGAACAGAUCUUCCGUGCGAGGAAAACAGCCAAUGGUUCUGCAGUUGAUGAGCAGGUCAUUGUAUCUGAUAAUGUGAAGACCCCAGAUGGCAUUGCUGUGGACUGGAUAUACAACCAUGUGUAUUGGACCGAUGCCAAGUUUGACAAAAUUGAAGUAAUGAGCUAUGAUGGCCAAAAGCGCAGAAACCUUGUCACAAAAGGUUUGGAUGAACCACGUGCCAUUGUUGUUGAUCCAUUGGCAGGAUGGAUGUACUGGACCGACUGGGGAAAGAAGCCUAUGAUUUCUCGUUGUGGACUUAACGGAAAACACCAGAGUGUUAUUGUUCAAGAAGGCAUUGAGUGGCCAAAUGGUCUUACAAUUGAUUACGUUGAUCAUCGCCUGUUUUGGAUAGAUGCCAAGUUAAAGUUGAUCAGGUCUGUUGAUACUAAUGGUGGAUCCCCCUAUACAGUUCUUCAUGAUGCCCAAAGCAUCAUUCAUCCAUUUGCAAUUACCGUGUUCGAGGAUGACCUGUACUGGACUGACUGGAAAGCUGAGUCCAUUCGUACAGUGAACAAGUUCAGGGGCGACGGAUACCACCAAGUUGCUAUUGGCCUUCACUCCCCCAUGGAUAUUCAUUUCUACCAUGAAAAUGUACAGAAAAAUGGCACCAAUCAUUGUGGCAACAACAAUGGACAGUGCAGUGAUUUCUGCCUCCCAUCUCCUCAGGGAAACAAUGUGACGGACGAUUCUGAUAAGACGAAUGGAUUCAGUUGUGUUUGUCGCAAUAACUAUAAACUUGAUUCUGACCAAAAGACAUGUGUGCCAGAUAUUGUUGACAUAUCAACCCCUACUCCAUCACCUAUACCUACUAGUACUAAUAGUACUAAGAAUACUACUGCUACUAGAACUACUGAAUCACCUAAUAAAGUUCCUGUGUCAAAUCAUGUUACUACUGCUAGACCAAAACCAGUUUCUGUAAAACCAACUACGGCAAAACCCAAACCAACUACUGCAGAACCUGUUGUUACUACUCAGGUCCCAGAAAUGACGACUCAGGGAGCCUACACCGUUAUUGUUCCUACUUCUCAAACCAACAAGACUGACGCAGGCACUCCUUCUAUACAAGAUUCCGGAGAGAAAGUUGGGCUCAUUGCUGGCAUAGUAAUAGCUGUAGUAGUCGUCGUCUUCAUCAUCAUAGCAGUUGUAGGAUUCGUCUUCUACAGGCGCUACACAAACAGGAAUAUUAAGAGCAUGAACUUUGACAACCCUGUCUACAGGAAAACAACAGAGGACCACCAGUUCAUCAUUCCAUAUGGCAACCGAGAUAAUCAAAGUAGGAGGGACAAUAGUAAUAAUCCGGCAUUACAACCCCUAACGAAACAUCCAGAGGUAUAAUGAAAGCACAAUAAUAGGGAAACAAAUUUAACACAUUGUGAUCAAAUUGGUGACACAUUGGAUUGUUGCUCCGUGACAACUCCAAAAGCAGUAAUUGUUGGAUAAAUUCCACCAAAUGCAUUAAAAAUGUGAAAAGUGACUUGUCAUCCAUUCACUUUCUUCAAGGCAGCUAUUAUUUUCAUGUGCAAGUAAUUCAUUGCAUGACAGUUCCAUGAACUGGUAUUCUGAACAAAAAUGCUACUUGAAUGAACAAACAAAAGAAUAAAACUGGGAGACAACACCACUUCAGCGGUGGCAGGGAGUUCAACUUUCUGUGGGAAUCCGGUUUGGCACGAAAUAACAGUGCUUGAACUGAUAGCUAUCGGGUAAUCUUCGGCCUUUGACAGCGAUGUAGAUACCUAUAUGGGACGAGGUAGAUACCUAUAUGGACAGACUGAUGAUGAGGUGUCAUUAUAGCCAACAUCAGAACACAUGAGUGAUGCUUACCUGACCUUGGAACACGGACAAAUAAUUAAAAAAGAGAGAGACUAUGAUCUGAACCACAACAAGGUGUGUGACUUGCACGACCUUGUGGUUUAACAUUGGAGUUGGAUGUCAAAGAAUCUGAAAUAUAUGUUCCGUAGAGGGAUUUUUUUUCUCAAGAAUUUCUCAUAAGCCCUACAACAUACCUUUUUUGUUAAGAUAUUUUGUUAUAAAACUGAAUUGUUUCUUAUGAUAGUUGAUCUGAAACUUUUAUUUGGACACACAAACGUUCUUGUGCUUGCUAGGUUACAAAAUAAUAAAUCUGAUAUGUAGUGCAUUCAAAAGUAACGGUCCUUCUCUAUUUCAUACUUGUCUUUUGACAAUGUUUUUAAGAAUAAUGCAUUUUUAAUAAAUUCAUUCUAUCGAUCAUUUCUCAUAUUAAACAGGCAUUCAAAUGAUAAAACUCGUAUUAUAUUCAGAAUUAAGCUGGAAUUUUAGGGAAGUCUAUCAAAUUUAAUGCAAAUGUUGCAUUUCAGUCCCCACCAUUUUUCUAGCAGUUGUAUCUUGACCCACCAUGAUAAUGUAUGUGCUUGAAAAAAAUCCUGAUUGCUUUAGCAUUUCAUGAAUAGGUGCAUUUCUUGUAUGGAGGGAUUCUCUUUAUUUCUCUCCUAUAUUUUCCCAUGUAUAGUGACUAUUUUUGUUGAAUGUUUGUACUGUAGUGUAUGUGGAGAUUUAUAUUUGUGCUACACAUUGUUAUUUAUUCUGGUUACAGAGAAUGUGUUUGACUUUAUUUUGUGCAAUUAUGAAAAGUUAAUUUCUUGUCAUAUUUAUUUAGAUAUCUCUGCUUAAUAAUGUUUUUCUUCAGUUCUGAUUAUACAAAAACUUCUCUGUGUAAAUGUGAUAAACAUACUAUUAUUUUCAUUUUUAGUUACCAUGAUGAGCUCUAUUAGCAAGCGUGAACUGUGAAACUAUAUUUUUGCUUUGAUAUAGGGUUGAAUUGUGUAACAUCUUUAUCAUUCUCAGCAAAAGGUCUUUGUAUUUUCAUGACUGAUUUAGCCUAUUAUGCCAAGUGCUUAGCUUGUUUAUGUACAUAUGCGAAUAAAUGUGAAUGUAUAUAUUGGUGUAAAUCUGUCAAAAUGUAAAAGUUGAAACAGAAUGCGUGUAUUGAUGUGUUACAACGCUAUAGAGUAAAUGUUAAAGUCCCUAUAAGAGACAAUGCAAGUCUGUGAUUGAUUGUAGAACUCUGAUUGAAAUUGCAGUGCUCAUCUUUCGAGAUAUUUGGGUUGUGCAGUUUCAAUAACAGAUAUUUAAUAUUGUAUGAAUGGAUGCACUUUUUUGGUGCUAUGCUUAUUUGGUCUGAAUGGGUACUACCAAGAAUGUGGACCUGAGAGAUCUAGUGGUAGGUAUCACCAAUACCUGAAGGGAGUUGCCAGGUAGAUAGUAAAACCUGUUUAUAAUGAACCCAAGGAUUCUACAUCAGUGUUUGUUGUCAUCCAUAGAGUGGACUAUAAUGAGGUUAGAAAAUGAAGUUGCACAAAAUGCAAAUUUGAUGAUUGUUCAUUUUAAAUGGGUUUUACAGCUGUAUCACACAGUAUGUUGCUUCAUCAUGUACGAUUUUUUUACUUUGUGCCAAACAUACAAGUAGAAAGAAAAGUCGACGCUUAAGUCUGUUCUGGAUCAAGUAUGUUGAGUAUAUUUUAAGCUCAUGCAGCUUUUUAUGUAUGAAAUCUGUUUGGGAAAACAUCAACAUGAAAUUCAUCAGUAUUGAACGUCAAUAUUACUAGCUUCCUGAUGCAAGCUGGGCUCAAAAAGUGUCAGAUUUUGUAAAAAUGUUGUUGUAAACCUGUAUAUAAAAAAAUUGCGUGCGUAUUGUGUAUGCAAGAAGCUUUGUAUUAUAAAGCAGUAGGUUAGAUGUAAAUAUUAGCUUGAGAAAGUAUCAAAGUUGCUAUGUAAAUUUGCUUGUACAUAGUCUGAAUGUUGUUAAAAGUUGUUCCAAAAGUGAAGGAAUGGAGGACUAUAUUAAAUGAUGAAGCGAUUGUUGAAGGGGAAAUAGUAAUCCUGUACUGUAAUCAUGGACCGAAUGAUUGUUGUUUCAUGUUUUCAUCAGAUGUGCAAGUGUGUUUGGGUUGUAGGAAAUAUACCACAGAGGGAGAGACAGUUUGAUUGCAUGUGUGAUGGUAUCAUUCCUUUCAUUCUUUUAUCAGAUGUGAACCAGUUUUUAUCCCCCCGCCCCCUUCACCAUGUCAUUGUCAGAUACUACAAGUUGAUUGGUCUUUGCUUCUCCUACAUCAAUAAAGAUUUCAGAGAAAUGAGUACAAUCGACUGGGUAUAGAAAUGGUGACAUUGUUUCUGUUCUCUACACAUCAGCACAGUAACUGCCUCUCAGCUUCAAAAGGAUGCUCUACCACACCUCCUCUGCCACAUCAACUCAGUGUACAUAUCCAUUCUCCCAGCAGAUACAGAGGUGUUCCAACGCCUCUGUCUAAACAUGCCUUUCAAACCGAUCUUCUUACUUCCACAUUGAAUCUCGUGCAUAAACACAUAAUUAACCCUUUUUCAAUGUUGGUUAUGUUUAUAUACUAUAUACAUUCCAUUUGUAUCACGCAUCGUACAGUUCAUAGCCAUUCCCAUGCUUUAUCAACCAAAGGUGAACAAAAUACAUAUAACUUUUCAUAACUUUAGUAGCUUGGAAGGUGUACUAGGCUGGCUAGUCUUGUGGUGGUUAAAUGAUGCUGACAAAUGAUGGAAGGUUUGAUACUAUCAAUUGAGAGACGAGAGAAAGUGUCUGGUUGUCAACAUGAUAAUAUUUCAUCCAUUGUGAUAGAGAAAGGACAUGGAUGUAUUUAUAGGUAAAAAAGAUGUGCAUAAAUGCAGAUUGAAUGUUGAUGUUGCUUGAAAUACAUGAUGUAAUUCAAUCGACAGAAAAUAAAAUCUUAAUAAAUAAAAAAA